This is a messenger RNA of Sphaeroforma arctica JP610, 158 nucleotides long. RefSeq lists its product as hypothetical. NCBI's taxonomy places the organism in Eukaryota, Ichthyosporea, Ichthyophonida. The record is from RefSeq and is a predicted model, not a curated record. The annotation marks the transcript as partial. The transcript has a single exon.
AUGCUAGACGACAACGACAUAAGGCAAACCCAUUUGCAACUGGGGUUGGGACCGCAACUUGUUUUGGACAGGACCACUGACAACCAGAGCAUACCCAGUAUUUUCUUCCAGCAUAAAAAGCUCUCGAACGUCGUCAACGGCUCAGGCAGCUCUCUCAG